This is a messenger RNA of Mesocricetus auratus (golden hamster), 1057 nucleotides long. It is a transcript of the gene Znf511, whose product is annotated as zinc finger protein 511. The record is from RefSeq and is a predicted model, not a curated record. The coding region runs from base 54 to 806 and encodes 250 amino acids. NCBI's taxonomy places the organism in Eukaryota, Metazoa, Chordata, Mammalia, Rodentia, Cricetidae. The transcript is spliced from 6 exons.
ACGUCCGUCCCCGCCCCGCGGACGGUGGCCGAAGGGCUGCGGCAGCCCGGGAGAUGUUGCUUUCCCCUGCGCUAUAUUCGCGUCUGGCCGGGGCGCCCGGGGCAGCCGAACCGCUGCCCGUGGAGCGGAACCCUGCAGCUGGAGCAGCGCCCUUCCAGUUCACACCGCGCCCCGUCCGCUUCCCACGGGAUCACGAGUUCUUUGAGGAUGGGGAUGUGCAGCGGCACCUCUACUUGCAGGACAUGCUCACGCAAGUGUCCGAGACGCCGGAGAAGUCCAUGGUGCCUGAGUUCACCUGCCAGGUGGCUGGCUGCUGCCAAGUGUUCGCUGCCCUAGAGGACUACCAGCACCACUACCACAUGUCUCAUAGAAACACCUGCUCCCUCUGCAGCCGUGCCUUCCCCUCUGGGCAUUUGUUGGAUGUGCACAUCCUGGAAUGGCAUGACUCUCUGUUCCAGAUCCUGGCCCAGAGGCAAGAUAUGUACCAGUGCUUGGUUGAAGGCUGCCCAGAGAAGUUCAAGACCAGCCAAGCCCGGAAGGAUCACAUGGUGAGGCUCCACUUGUACCCUGCGGAUUUCCGAUUUGAUAAACCCAAGACAAACAGAGGCCCAGCCAUGCCAGCAGCAGCAGAUCCACCAGCCAGAGCCCUGAAAGAUGACAGUGACGCCAUGGAAAUCUGCUCUGAACCUGCAGCCGCACCUCCCUGCCGGCGGACCUACAGUCACAGAAUACCUUCUACUGUCUGUUUUGGCCAAGGUGCAGCCAGAGGUUUUAAAAGCACUAAGAAAAGAAACAAACACCCCUGAUGGAUCCUGAUGAGGAAGCCAGACAGACUUUCAAGGAGUGGUGUGCCAGGGCCUUUCUCUUGCUUCUGGAUAGCUGCCACCUCCUUAUUUCCGUAUGUGGCCACAUGAAGCAGCCUGUGUGUAGAAACCCAGAAUCUGCAGAUUCCAGAAAUAACCAGGACACACUGAAGGAAUGAGAUGGAGAAAUCACCUACCUGCUUUGUGAGAGCUACUCUAAGAAUGUCACUAUUAAACAUAUGAAAUAAUUUUCA